AUGGCCGCCUCCAUCGCGGCCUCGUCCUUCCUUCCAGGGUCGCCGGCGCCGGCCGCUCCUAAGAACGGCCUUGGGGAGCGCCCAGAGAUCCUGGACGUCCGCGGCGUGGCGGCGAAGCCGGGAGCCUCCUCGAAUGCCGUGAGGGCGGGCAAGACGCGCGCCCACGCUGCCGUCCCCAAGGUGAACAGUGGGGGCAAGUCUGCGGUGGCGGAUGGGGAGCACGAGACCGUACCUUCUUCCUCGGUGCCGAGGACUUUCUACAACCAGCUUCCCGACUGGAGCAUGCUCCUUGCGGCCAUCACGACCAUCUUCUUGGCCGCCGAGAAGCAGUGGACGAUGCUUGACUGGAAGCCCAGGCGGCCUGACAUGCUCACUGACACCUUUGGGUUUGGCCGGAUCAUACAUGAUGGGCUCAUGUUCAGGCAGAACUUCUCCAUUAGGUCCUAUGAGAUAGGGGCGGAUAGGAUGGCAUCUAUAGAGACGUUGAUGAACCAUUUGCAGGAAACGGCACUUAAUCAUGUGAAGACCGCUGGGCUGCUAGGUGAUGGAUUUGGCUCCACACCAGAGAUGAGUAAAAGAAACUUGUUCUGGGUGGUUAGCCAAAUGCAGGCCAUCGUCGAGCGUUAUCCAUGCUGGGGUAAUACUGUUGAAGUAGAUACAUGGGUUAGUGCUAAUGGUAAAAAUGGAAUGCGUAGGGAUUGGCAUAUACGUGAUUCUAUAACAGGCCACACGAUACUGAAGGCAACAAGUAAAUGGGUUAUGAUGAACAAACUUACUAGGAAGCUUGCAAGAAUUCCAGAUGAAGUGCGGACUGAAAUAGAGCCAUACUUUUUUGAGCGUUCUGCUAUUGUUGAUGAAGACAACCGCAAGCUUCCAAAACUGCCAGAUGGUCAAAGCACUUCUGCAGCUAAAUAUGUGAGGACAGGGCUGACUCCUCGGUGGGCUGAUCUUGAUAUAAAUCAGCAUGUCAAUAAUGUUAAAUACAUUGCGUGGAUUCUUGAGAGUGCACCGAUCUCUAUUCUUGAGAAUCAUGAACUGGCGAGUAUUGUGCUGGAUUACAAAAGGGAGUGUGGCCGGGAUAGUGUGCUGCAGUCACACACCUCUGUGCACACGGAUUGCAACAGCGAGUCUGGAGAAACAACCUUGCACUGUGAGCAUGUACUGAGCCUUGAAUCAGGGCUUGUGUAUUGCAUGGAUUACUUGGAGAAGAAUAUUGACUGGCUUGAAGAAAAACUAAAGCCUCUUAUUGAAGAUCACUAUCUGUUAUUUGAUUUUCCGGGGCAAGUGGAACUUUUCUUCCUUCACUCAAAUGCAAGAAGUGUUAUUAAUAAACUUAUCAAAAAGAUGGACUUGAGGCUGACUGCUAUGCACCUUACCGAUGUCCAUUUAUGCUGUGAUCCUGGAAAGUAUGUGAGUGCUUUGCUUCUUUCACUGUCAACAAUGCUACACAUGGAAUUGCCACAUAUCAAUGUCUUGUCAAAGAUUGACCAAAUUGAGAACUAUGGGAAUUUAGCAUUCAACCUUGACUUCUACACUGAUGUCCAAGAUCUUUCUUAUUUGCAAUAUCAUCUUUCGCAGGAUCCUCGCUCAGCCAAGUACAGGUGA
This is a messenger RNA of Miscanthus lutarioriparius, 1605 nucleotides long. The record is from the annotation of a GenBank genome assembly. NCBI's taxonomy places the organism in Eukaryota, Viridiplantae, Streptophyta, Magnoliopsida, Poales, Poaceae.